AAGAGGCCGCUAACAAUCACCUCCGAAUUUUCAGGAUUCGUUUCGAACGAAUGUAUAAUAGUAUUCGAUAACUUAUUAAAAUUACUUUCCAUUAAAUGUAAUAUAAUACACACAUAUAUAUAUAUAUAUAUAUCGUUCAAAAUGUUUACACUAUUAAAAAGUAGUGUUACAUUUAAAAGUGUCAAAUACAAAGGCGUAUCCAUAAAACAGUACAAUCGAAUGGUAUCGAAAUACAAUACGAAGAGAAUAUUUUCGGGAAUUCAGCCAACUGGGAACGUACAUUUAGGGAAUUACCUUGGCGCUAUAAAAAAAUGGGUGCAACUCCAAGAUAGCGGGGAAAAUGUUAUUUGGAGCAUUGCAGAUAUGCAUUCUAUUACUCUACCGCACAAUCCCAAAGAAUUAUAUGAUAAUGUACUAAAAAUGACGGCCACGUUAUUAGCAUGUGGCAUAGAUCCGAAAAGAAGCAUAUUGUUUCAACAAUCCACUGUACCUAUGCACGCAGAAUUAUGCUGGGUUCUUGGAUGUGUAACAACAUUACCACGAUUGGCGCACUUGCCUCAAUUUAAGGAGAAAAGUCAAACGGUAAAAGAUGUCCCGCUAAGUUUAUACAUCUACCCUGUUCUACAAGCAGCCGAUAUAUUAUUAUACAGAGCAACCCAUGUUCCUGUUGGAAAAGAUCAAGUUCAACAUAUUCAGUUGGCGCAAGACUUGGCUGUUACGUUCAACAAAAAGUUUGGAGAUACGUUUCCUGUACCGCAUUCUUUGGUUAAUGAUGACGCGAGUCAACGGAUAAAGUCUCUGCGCGAUCCUCUGAAGAAAAUGUCGAAAUCGACUAUGGAUCGAAAAAGUAAAAUAGACAUACUGGAUGAGCCAAAUAAUUUGUUGGAAAAGAUAAAAAAGGCCGUGACAGAUUGUACGUCGGAAGUAACUUACGAACCUGAAAACCGUCCUGGUGUAACAAAUCUAAUUACUAUUCAUUCCAUGCUUUCUGGGAAAAUGCCGAACCAGAUAUGCCUAGAAGCGAAAGGAUUAGACACUGGAAAGUACAAGUUGGUGCUAGCAGAUUUUAUUAUAGAGACACUGUCUCCGAUUCGACAAGAAUUUUCAAAAUUAAUCAACGAGCCAACAUACUUGGAACAAGUUUUAAAAGAUGGUACGGAAAAAGCAAUGGAAAUUGCAACGGAUUGUUGGUAUCAAGUUCGCGAGAAACUUGGGUUCGUAAAUCACGCGUCAUGCGUAAAUAACAAACAAGUAAUAGAAAAUCUAUUUAACAAAAAGUAUAAUUAAUUCCUGUAAAAGUUUAAGCAUAUACCCCGUGUCGUUCUGAUGGAAUAAAUAUAAAUUCUUCUCUAAACGCUCUUCUUUUCUUGGUUAACAUUUUUCGUUUUUAU
Messenger RNA from Colletes gigas, 1391 nucleotides. RefSeq names its product tryptophan--tRNA ligase, mitochondrial (gene TrpRS-m). The record is from RefSeq and is a predicted model, not a curated record. Gene Ontology annotation, biological process: mitochondrial tryptophanyl-tRNA aminoacylation. The coding region runs from base 142 to 1287 and encodes 381 amino acids. Gene Ontology annotation, molecular function: tryptophan-tRNA ligase activity; ATP binding. Gene Ontology annotation, cellular component: mitochondrion; mitochondrial matrix. NCBI's taxonomy places the organism in Eukaryota, Metazoa, Arthropoda, Insecta, Hymenoptera, Colletidae. The transcript is spliced from 6 exons.